CUUAUCACACCUAAAUCCUCCAUCCAACCUUUGAUCCCCAUUCCUGAAUUCUCCCCAUCAACCACCCAUGUCUUACCGCUUCCUCAUUCGUUCUCUCCGCCGCACAAUCCCUUCACUUUCCACCACCACAACCACCAUAACCACCACAACCACCGCCACCACCUCUAUUCAUCCUAACCUAAACCAUAGCCCAUCAUUUUCUAUCCUCAAUCGCCGGACAUAUGCCUUCUCCUCCGCCGAGGAAGCGGCCGCAGAACGCCGCCGACGAAAACGCCGUCUCCGCAUCGAGCCACCUCUACACGCCCUCCGUCGCGAUAAUUCUUCUCGUCCUCCUCCUAACGCUUCCCGUCUCCCCGACACCACUUCAGCACUCACUGGCCCGCGCCCCAAUCUCCAUAACCGGGCCCAAUCCCUAAUCCGGGCCAACGACCUAGAUAGUGCUUCAAUCCUCGCCCGCGAAUCCGUUUUCUCCAAAACCCGACCCACUGUCUUCACUUGUAAUGCCAUUAUCGCUUCCAUGUACCGCGCAAAAAGAAGGGUUGAUGUGGGUCUUGAGGAUUAUAAACAUAUUUUAGCUCAGGCUCCUUUUGGUCCUUCUGCUGUUACUUUUAGGCAUUUAACUAAAGGGUUAAUUGAUCUUGGGAGGAUUGGGGAAGCCGUUGAUCUUCGUAGGGAAAUGCUUAACAAAGGUUUAGGGGCCGAUUCUCUUGUUUAUAAUAAUUUGAUUAAAGGGUUUUUGGAUUUGGAUGAUUUUAAUAAAGCUAAUGAGUUUUUUGAUGAGCUUAAGGAGAGAUGUCAUGUGUAUGAUGGCGUUAUUAAUGCUACGUUUAUGGAAUGGUUCUUCAACAAAGAAAGAGGGAAGGAAGCUAUGGAAUCGUAUCGGGAGUUGCUUGAUCGUCAGUUUAAGAUGAUACCUGCUACUUGUAAUGUGCUUCUUGAGGUGUUGAUUAGGUAUGGAAAGAAGAAAGAGGCUUGGGAGUUGUUUGAUUCAGUGCUCGAUAAUCAUACUCCCCCGAAUUUUCAGGCUGUGAAUUCAGAUACUUUUAACAUAAUGGUGAAUGAGUGUUUUGCAGAGGGGAAAUAUGAAGAAGCUGUUAGUACAUUCAGAAAGGUAGGUACAAAGAUGGGAUCUAGGCAGUUUUCUAUGGAUGUUGCUGGUUAUAAUAACAUUAUUGUAAGGUUUGCUGAGCAUGGAAUGAUUGAGAAGGUAGAGGAGUUUUUCACUGAGCUAAAAUCGAAAUCGUUGAGCCCUGAUGUCACUGGAUAUAGAACACUGAUUGAUGCUUAUCUUAAGGACCAAAGGAUUGAUGAUGCUGUGCAAAUGUUUAAUUUGAUGGUUAAUGCCAAUUUGAGAGUGAUUCCUGCAUAUGCCAAUAGAUGGUUUACUGAAUUGAUUCAGAAUAACAAAGCCAUUGAAUGCUCACAAAUCUUGACAAAAAUGGGGGAAAAGGAGCCAAAACCCGACCCAUAUACCUAUGAAAUUGUCAUUUAAGGUCUGUGUUAAACAUACUUAGUUUCUUUUAAAAAUAAUAGCAACAUUAUUUUAGAUAGUCUUUGAAAUAUAUAUAUAUACAUUUGUCUCUCUCUCUUGUAAUUCAAUAGACAUAAAAAUGAAUAAGAAAAUUUAAUCCCUUCUUUUCUCUGA
Amaranthus tricolor (Joseph's coat) is the source of this 1645-nucleotide messenger RNA. Its product is annotated as pentatricopeptide repeat-containing protein At1g10270-like. Lineage: Eukaryota; Viridiplantae; Streptophyta; Magnoliopsida; Caryophyllales; Amaranthaceae. The record is from RefSeq and is a predicted model, not a curated record. Gene Ontology annotation, molecular function: protein binding. Gene Ontology annotation, cellular component: chloroplast. The coding region runs from base 68 to 1492 and encodes 474 amino acids. The transcript has 2 exons.